AUUUGUGCCUUUGAAAUGGAAAUUGAGUUUGGUUUAGAUGAAAUUCCAAAUUCGAUCAGCAUAAUUAACCAGAAGCAUCGCGGUGCAGAGAUAACAUAACACAAGCAAAGUUAUAGCACGUGCACGUAUCAAUUAGUUGUUAGUAAGAUGACGAUAUUUCCUCACUGUUUACGUAAAUAGAUGCAGCUGUAAGAUGGCAGCGGCAACAACUGCAGACCACAAAGCUAAUCCGCUUAAAUCGUUUAUUGCUGGAGGCUUUGGCGGAAUUUGCAGUGUACUUACAAUGCAUCCAUUGGACACAAUUAAGGUGCGGCUGCAGACGAUGCCUUUGCCAGCAGCUGGGCAGCCACCCAGAUACAAAGGGAUCGUAGACUGUACGGUGAAGACUUUUCGAGCUGAGGGAUUGCGUGGCUUCUAUCGAGGCAUUUCUGCUCCCUUGGUUGGUGUAGCGCCCAUUUAUGCUGUAGAUUUUGCUGUUUAUGCGGCAGGGAAGCGACUGUUCCAAACGGAUGAGCAACUGAAGCUGAAUUACACACAAAUUUUUAUGGCCGGUCUUGGCUCUGGCAUUUGCUCAGCCCUGGUUGCGGUGCCAACAGAUCGCAUUAAGCUGCUGCUGCAAACGCAGCCUUUAACUGGACCACCCAUGUACAGUGGCAUGAUGGAUACAGCCAUAAAGCUCUACAGACAGGGUGGCAUGCGCAGUCUUUUUAAAGGCACUUGCGCAUGCAUGCUGAGAGAGUCACCCAGUGGUGUAUAUUUUGUUGUCUAUGAGGCCUUACAGGAUUUGGCGAGACGGCGCUCUCCAGCAGGGAAUAUAACAGCAACUUCUACGAUAUUUGCUGGUGGAAUGGCUGGCAUUGCAUUCUGGUCCCUAGCUGCGCCUUUUGAUCUGCUUAAGAGUCGACUACAAUCCGCGCCCGAGGGCACCUAUAAUCAGGGGAUUCGCAGUGUUUUUCGGGAUUUGAUGGCAAGGGAGGGUCCGAAGGCGUUGUUUCGUGGAGCUUCGCCUAUAUUAAUACGUGCUUUUCCCCAGACAGCAGCGAUUUUCAUUGGCGUGGAGGUGGCCAAUGAUUUCCUGGAUUACUAGACUUCUAGACUAUUAGAAGGUUGUGUGCCAAUUAGAAGCUAUUUUUGAAAUUGUUUUUAGGUAAAAUUUUAUGUAAUUAAAUGUGAAUAUUUUGAUACAA
This is a messenger RNA of Drosophila grimshawi, 1187 nucleotides long. RefSeq names its product mitochondrial magnesium exporter 1. Gene Ontology annotation, cellular component: mitochondrial envelope. The coding region runs from base 194 to 1087 and encodes 297 amino acids. Gene Ontology annotation, biological process: carnitine transmembrane transport; mitochondrial transport. Gene Ontology annotation, molecular function: O-acyl-L-carnitine transmembrane transporter activity. NCBI's taxonomy places the organism in Eukaryota, Metazoa, Arthropoda, Insecta, Diptera, Drosophilidae. The record is from RefSeq and is a predicted model, not a curated record. The transcript has 4 exons.